Homarus americanus (American lobster) is the source of this 579-nucleotide messenger RNA. Its product is annotated as adhesin BmaC autotransporter-like. NCBI's taxonomy places the organism in Eukaryota, Metazoa, Arthropoda, Malacostraca, Decapoda, Nephropidae. The record is from RefSeq and is a predicted model, not a curated record. The transcript is spliced from 2 exons. Bases 1 to 579 code for a protein of 192 amino acids.
AUGGAGUCACUUCUGAUGUUGGCUGAUGGAGGUACUUCUGUUGCUAUUGAUGGAGGUACUUCUGUUACUAUUGAUGGAGGCACUUCUGUUACUAUUGAUGGAGGCACUUCUGAUGCUAUUGAUGGAGGCACUUCUGUUACUAUUGAUGGAGUCACUUCUGUUGUUAUUGAUGGAGGUACUUCUGUUGCUAUUGAUGGAGGUACUUCUGUUGCUAUUGAUGGAGGUACUUCUGUUACUAUUGAUGGAGGCACUUCUGUUACUAUUGAUGGAGAUUAUUCUGUUGUUAUUGAUGGAGGUAUUUCUGUUGCUAUUGAUGGAGGUACUUCUGUUGCUAUUGAUAGAGGCACUUCUGUUGUUAUUGAUGGAGGUAUUUCUGUUGCUACUGAUGGAGGUACUUCUGUUACUAUUGAUGGAGGUACUUCUGUUGUUAUUGAUGGAGGUACUUCUGUUGUUAUUGAUGGAGGCACUUCUGUUGCUAUUGAUAGAGGCACUUCUGUUGUUAUUGAUGGAGGUAUUUCUGUUGCUACUGAUGGAGGUACUUCUGUUACUAUUGAUGGAGGCACUUCAGUUGCAAUUUGA